Messenger RNA from Metopolophium dirhodum (rose-grain aphid), 2310 nucleotides. It is a transcript of the gene Tango9, whose product is annotated as solute carrier family 35 member F6. Gene Ontology annotation, cellular component: intracellular membrane-bounded organelle; Golgi membrane. Gene Ontology annotation, molecular function: pyrimidine nucleotide-sugar transmembrane transporter activity. The record is from RefSeq and is a predicted model, not a curated record. Gene Ontology annotation, biological process: pyrimidine nucleotide-sugar transmembrane transport. The transcript has 9 exons. The coding region runs from base 501 to 1601 and encodes 366 amino acids. NCBI's taxonomy places the organism in Eukaryota, Metazoa, Arthropoda, Insecta, Hemiptera, Aphididae.
AUAAGAACUGUGUCCUAUCCAUUAUUGUAUAUUAUCAUUAGUGGUUUUUACUUUUAAGUUUUUUAUUCUUUCCCGCUUGGUUUGCGUGAUUAGUGAUUACUGAUUUAGCUAUAAUUGCCCAAUGCCCACUAUCGUUGUAUCGUUUACCUACGACGACAUCGACGACCGCGAUUUAUAAAACCUAUUGUCUACUCGUGACAAUAGUCAAUAACACUAUUAAAUAAUAACAUACAAUCAAAUACGGGUCGCCCGCACCGUCACACCGUACUGAAUCUACUGGCUACUAAUUCCUCUCAACGUAGUCUGCGCAUAGUACUCUGUAGACUGUAGUCGAAUUCGAGUACCUAUUUGUCCUAUUGACGAGUAAGUAUAUUGUACAGAUCGUCCUGCGACGGUUGAGCUUUCCAACGGCUUUCACACACACACGGUAAUCUCUAAUUAGUUCGUCUGCUGUACGAUUACUGUUCAAACGAGUGUAAUCCACAUCUACUACUGCAAUCAUGUACUCAUCGUAUCAACUGGUGUUGGCCAUCGGGAUGGUCAUCACAGGAUCCAUCAACACGCUCAGCGUCAAAUGGGCUGAUAAUCUUAAAGCUAAAGGUUCAGAUGGCCAGGAGCGUCCUUUUGACCAUCCAUUUUUUCAAUCAUUAACCAUGUUUUUUGGAGAAUUUUUGUGCUUGUUGUUCUUCAAAUUGGCAUAUAGAUAUCACGUAAAAAGACAAUAUCCGAUUGAAGAUAGUCCUAUAGUUAAAGGCAACCAACAAUUCAAUCCAUUUUUGUUCUUUGUCCCGGCAAUGUUUGAUUUGGUAGCUACUACACUCAUGUACAUUGGUCUCACAAUGACUUUUGCAUCUAGUUUUCAAAUGUUAAGAGGUGCUGUAAUAAUCUUUACUGCCAUAUUUUCAAAAAUGUUUGUUCAUCGACAAGUAUCUGUUCGCCAUUGGUUGGGCAUAUUUACAAUAAUUAUUGGAUUGGCCACAGUUGGUAUAUCAGAUUUGUUGUCAACUGAUUCAAACUCAAAAUCUACUAAUGAAAUCAUUCUUGGUGACUCAUUGAUCUUAUUUGCUCAGAUAAUAACAGCUGCUCAAAUGGUUUACGAAGAGAAAUAUGUGGUUUCAAAUGAUAUUCCACCAUUACAAGCUGUUGGUUGGGAAGGUCUAUUUGGAUUCCUGAUGAUGGGUUUGCUUUUAGUACCAUUUUAUUAUAUCAAUGUUGGUCCUCCCCUUGCCGGUAAUAACUCUCGUGGAGUCAUUGAAGAUUUUCCAGAAGCUAUUACUCAAAUAAUGGACAACAAAUGGAUUCUGGUUGCAUUAAUUGGAAACAUAAUAAGCAUUGCUUAUUUCAACUUUUCUGGUAUAAGUGUUGCUAAAGAAAUAUCUGCAACUACUAGGAUGGUAUUGGAUUCCGUUCGAACAUUCUUUAUUUGGACUUUUUCAUUGGCAGUUGGCUGGCAAACAUUCAAUCCACUUCAGCCUGUUGGUUUCCUGUUGUUGCUUAUCGGCAUGUGUAUUUACAAUAACUUAUUGAAAGCUGUGCCCAGAAGAUUGAGAACUGUCGUACACUAUCCUACAGAUGAACCUAUUAUUGGAGGAGAACCUUAAGAAAAUGUGUACAUCUGUGAAUGUUCAUACAUGACUACUUUCUAUAAGUAAUAUUAAAUAAGGAGCUAAUAGAUGAACUGAAUAUUAAUGCACUUAUAGUAUGUUUUUAUAUUAUAAUAAUAUAAUAUAAAUAAUUUAAUUUAAUUAUUCAUACAAUACUCAUUACAUUGAAUAGAAUAUUACUAAACCAAAAUAUAAUACGAUAUAUAUUUGUCAGUAUAUUUUAUAUUCAAUUUUUUUGUAUAAAUUAGAACUAAAAAUUGUAGUUGAAUUAGAACUGCUUUAGUGAACACCAAUAUAGAUUUGAACCAUUACAAUUUGUGAUUUAGCAUAACUGACAAAUGUUUUUAAUGUAUUUAAUCAUGAGAAACAAUAUAUCAAGUAAAAGUGUUUUAAAAAUAUUAUACACAAACAAUAUUAUAGUUCCUUAUUUUAUUUUAAUAAUAUAUUUUUAUUAUUUUUUAGAAUAUUAUUGAUUUUAGAUUUAUAACUAAAUUAUUAUUGCUCAUAGAUCUUUCAUUUGGUGAUUAUGGCACCAACAAGUAACAAUACUUGUAAUAUGUUCGGUAAUGUUGUUCAAGUUAUUUGUUAUAGUAAUUUUAUUGAGCUUUAAAAUAUAUAUUUUUAUUAUGUUUAAUUUUAAUGAUAAAAUGAUUAUAUAUUAUUAAUUAUUAAAUAAAAUUCAAGAAAUAUAGUGCCAGACUUUAAA